CUUUCAGUUGGCUGCACUGAGUCAUCUUCCAGAAUCAAAAAGUGUGACGGACUAGCGAGAAAUUGUGAAUUUUGUGAAAAAAUAUAGUCAAAAAUGUCUACACUCGCUGCACCACUUGCUGUUGCUGGGACUAGGUCAUCCGGAUCUUCAGUCAGGAGUCAAAAUGUCACGGCAGCAGCUGCUAUUGCUAACAUUGUGAAGAGCUCCCUGGGCCCAGUGGGCCUGGACAAAAUGUUGGUGGAUGAUAUUGGAGAUGUCACAGUCACAAAUGAUGGUGCUACUAUCUUGAAAAUGCUGGAGGUGGAACACCCAGCAGCCAAGGUUUUGGUAGAACUGGCUCAGUUGCAGGAUGAGGAAGUUGGUGAUGGAACCACAUCUGUAGUCAUAGUUGCUGCUGAGUUAUUGAAGAGUGCAGAUGAACUGGUGAAGAAUAAAAUCCACCCGACCAGCAUUAUCUCGGGCUACAGGCUGGCCUGCAAGGAGGCUGUCAAGUAUGUGCAGGACAACCUCACCGUCACAGUGGAGUCACUCGGAAGGCCGUCACUCAUCAAUGCUGCUAAAACCACCAUGUCAUCCAAACUUAUUGGAGCUGAUUCAGAAUUCUUCGCCGAGAUUAUAGUAGAUGCAGCACAAGCUAUCAAGGCUAUGGACCCUCGCGGCAACACAAUCUACCCCAUCAAGGCCGUCAAUAUCCUGAAGGCCCACGGACGGAGCGCUCGGGAGAGUGUCCUGGUGAAGGGAUACGCCCUCAACUGCACCGUCGCCUCUCAGGCCAUGCCCAAGAAGAUUGUGAAUGCUAAAAUUGCGUGCUUGGACUUCUCGCUACAGAAGACGAAGAUGAAAAUGGGUGUUCAGGUACUGGUCUCCGACCCCGAGAAGCUAGAAGCGAUCCGCGCCCGCGAGCUUGACAUCACCAAGGAGCGGCUACAGAAGAUCCUCGCCACCGGCGUCAACGUCGUACUCUGCUCCGGCGGCAUCGACGACCUCUGCCUCAAAUACUUCGUGGAGGCCGGCGCCAUGGGCGUGAGGAGAUGCAAGAAGGCUGACUUAAAGAGGAUCGCUAAGGCUACUGGAGCCACUUUCCUGACGUCACUGACUAAUAUGGAAGGCGAGGAAGUGUUCGAGCCGAGCAUGAUCGGAGAAGCCGCCGAAGUUGUCCAGGAGCAGAUCUGUGAUGACCAGCUCAUUCUGAUCAAGGGACCUGUAGCUCGCACGGCUGCUUCAAUAAUCCUGCGCGGGCCGACAGACGCUUACUGCGACGAAAUGGAGCGCUCGGCUCACGACGCGCUGUGCGCCGUCCGCCGCGUGCUAGAGUCAGGUCGUUUGGUGCCCGGGGGCGGCGCUGUCGAAGCCGCGCUUUCUAUCUACCUGGAGAACUUCGCUACCACUCUGAGCUCCCGCGAGCAGCUGGCCAUCGCGGCGUUCGCGCAGUCACUGCUGGUGAUCCCCAAGACGCUGGCCGUGAACGCGGCGCGCGACGCCACCGAGCUCGUGGCCAAGCUGCGCGCAUACCACAACUCCUCGCAGACCAAGGUUGAACACGCCAACCUUAAAUGGGUGGGCCUGGACUUAACGGAAGGCACGCUCCGCGACAACCUCGCCGCCGGAGUGCUAGAACCCGCUAUAUCCAAGAUCAAAUCUCUGAAGUUCGCUACCGAAGCCGCCAUCACGAUCCUGCGCAUCGACGAUAUGAUCAAACUGGACCCCGAACAGAGAGGGAAGAGCUAUGAGGACGCCUGCCACGCGGGAGAACUCUAAUCUAUGGCGCAGUAUUUGAAACGAUCUCAUUCGACAAUUUGGGCUCAGUACACGCAGUGUGAGCCAUAAGUGCACGCCAUCGCGGACGCAGGCUGAACUUUGUCUGAAGCUUUUAGGUUCAGCCAAACCAACGCGAUCACACGCAAUCAGCCGGCCUGCAGCGAUGGCGAUCAAUGCAUUUAAGUCUGGUCGCCAUCGUUGCACGUCGGCUGAACACGUGUGAUCGCGUUGGUUUGGCUGAACCUUUACGCGACCUGGCCGCGCGACCAAAUUUCAUACAUGUCGUUGACAGCAGCACUUAUUCAUCCCAGGGGUGCUGACAUGAAUCGAGCUUUACACGCACUAUCAUACAAAUAACAAUGAGAUCGAAUUUAAUUAUAACUAUAUGACAGUAUGGAGUGCUUGAUGUGCCUGAAUGUUUGUUGCAUAUCGUUAUGGUGUGUCCGGGUUCUUAAAACAUUUAUUAUCCUGCUGGAUACGAACAGGAUCAAAUUGCAUUUUGACGGUACAGUCAGAAGUGUGAAUAUUUUUGUUAAAGAAACAUCUGUUAUUGGACUGUAGUAGAAAAUUAUAUUUUUAGCAGAAUCCUUGUUGAGUGUUUUAUGAUGAUGUGAAGUGAUUAUAUGCAAUUUCUUAAUUUUGUAAAACAAAUUAAUUCUGCUAUAUCUUCAGUAACUAUUUCACGUCACAAGUAAGCCUUCUGUUUCAAAGGAAACCUUCAUAUUUAUUAUGAAUAUGCUUAUAACAUUUAAUGCUAGUUUUAUAUCGCUAGGUUGUCCACUUAUGUCAACAAUUACUCUAAAAUAAAAUUUAAUUUUAAUAACUAA
Molecule: messenger RNA, 2585 nt
Organism: Ostrinia nubilalis (European corn borer)
Lineage: Eukaryota; Metazoa; Arthropoda; Insecta; Lepidoptera; Crambidae
Gene: CCT1
Product: T-complex protein 1 subunit alpha
Exons: 10
Coding region: 94-1758 (554 amino acids)
Biological process (GO): protein folding
Cellular component (GO): chaperonin-containing T-complex
Molecular function (GO): ATP-dependent protein folding chaperone; ATP binding; ATP hydrolysis activity
Source: RefSeq, a predicted model, not a curated record